AGCAAGUUAGAAAAAUGUGAUUUCUGGGCAGGAAAUUUAGCGCACAGAGGAGUGCAGCAGUAGGCGGGUGUGUGUGUUUUAAAAAAGAGGGUGGGGACCCCACCAGCCAACUCUGCAGAAAAAAAUAAAUAAACUCUCUCUGCCUAUCUCCAAAGUGGAGCCCCUCCCCUCGGCCUGCGCUGGAGGAGGGUGACACAUGUGCCAUUUCCUCUCCCGUCGCUGAGGGUCAGGAGCAGGCCAGCGGACCCUCCACGCUGCACUCAGUCCUUCCCUCGGCCUCUGUCCGGCGCGGGACCCUUGGCCAUGAUCAACUCCAAUGACACGUCGACGCAGCUGCCCGGUGAAGAGCCCGACCCAAGGAUGGCCUCCAGUGUGACAGACAUAGCCAUCAUUGCAGAACAGUAGACCCCACAUUGGGCCCGGGUGGAGAGGCAAUGCAGCGUGGUAGACACGGAAGAACGUGCCCCGCCUUAGCACCCAAAGGCUGGAGAGAGAGGAGCUGUGUCUGUCAAGGUAUGAUUGCUGCCAUAGCCUUCGUCCUGAUCGGCCUCCUCCUCAUCACACUGCACUACAUGUGCCAGCACAAGGGCACGUACUACACCAACGAGGCCAAGGGCACGGAGUUUGCUGAGAGCGCAGACGCCGCCCUGCAGGAUGACCCUGCCCUCCAGGAUGCCGGAGAAGGCAGCAGAAAGGAGUACUUUAUCUGAGGGACACCAGACUUCACCUCUCCCUGCCCUGGCUCCAGCUCCGAGAGAGGAUGCAUCCCCCCGCCCCACCAACCACUACCAGACAGACUGUGGAGCACCCACUUUCCCAAAACGUGUGCCUUGGAAUACAAGGGGCCUGACCAGAGUGGAGAGGAGGGGGUACACCCCACUGGAGAGACCCAAGGGUGCAGCGGCCACCGUGUGGCCUUCCUCUGCUCUGCCAGGAAGAGAGCAUGUCUGGGCCCACAGCCUUCCUGGACAGGUCAGGCUGCCAUCACGUGCCAGGCCUUGCUGGGUGGGUGGGCCUGGGCUGGGGGAGAAAUGAAGGGAGUCGUCCAUACACUGACUGAAGGCAACGACCUCAAAGGUCUGUCCUUGACAUUUGGGAAACAGCAGGUACCAGAGCUAAAGGCACCUUUGUCUCCCAUUGUUCCAGCACACAAUGAUUGGAAAUAAAUUUGAAAUGUAGCUGAGCA
Messenger RNA from Loxodonta africana (African savanna elephant), 1186 nucleotides. It is a transcript of the gene GYPC, whose product is annotated as glycophorin C (Gerbich blood group). The coding region runs from base 435 to 710 and encodes 91 amino acids. NCBI's taxonomy places the organism in Eukaryota, Metazoa, Chordata, Mammalia, Proboscidea, Elephantidae. The transcript has 4 exons. The record is from RefSeq and is a predicted model, not a curated record. Gene Ontology annotation, cellular component: cortical cytoskeleton; membrane.